Echinops telfairi (small Madagascar hedgehog) is the source of this 4243-nucleotide messenger RNA. It is a transcript of the gene SIN3B, whose product is annotated as SIN3 transcription regulator family member B. The coding region runs from base 83 to 3241 and encodes 1052 amino acids. NCBI's taxonomy places the organism in Eukaryota, Metazoa, Chordata, Mammalia, Afrosoricida, Tenrecidae. Gene Ontology annotation, cellular component: chromatin. The transcript is spliced from 18 exons. Gene Ontology annotation, biological process: negative regulation of transcription by RNA polymerase II. The record is from RefSeq and is a predicted model, not a curated record. Gene Ontology annotation, molecular function: transcription corepressor activity.
GGAGGACGCCCUCACCUACCUGGACCAGGUGAAAAUCCGUUUCGGCAGCGACCCUGCCACCUACAACGGCUUUCUGGAGAUCAUGAAGGAGUUCAAAAGCCAGAGCAUUGAUACCCCUGGAGUCAUCAGACGUGUGUCCCAGCUGUUUCACGAGCACCCAGACCUCAUCGUUGGAUUCAACGCAUUCCUUCCUCUCGGGUACAGGAUAGACAUCCCUAAGAAUGGCAAGCUGAACAUACAGUCGCCACUGACCAGCCAGGAGAACUCGCACAACCACAGCGACUACUCGGACUCCUUCAGGCAGCAAGUACUGUACAAGGAGGACAAGCCCCAAGUGCCCCUGGAGUCAGACUCCGUGGAGUUCAACAACGCCAUCAGCUACGUGAACAAGAUCAAGACCCGCUUCCUGGACCACCCGGAGAUCUACCGCUCAUUCCUGGAGAUCCUGCACACGUACCAGAAGGAGCAGCUGAGCACGAAAGGCCGGCCAUUCCGCGGCAUGUCCGAGGAGGAGGUUUUCACCGAGGUGGCCAACCUCUUCAGGGGCCAGGAGGACCUGCUCUCCGAGUUUGGCCAGUUCCUGCCCGAGGCAAAGCGGUCCCUGUUCACAGGAAACGGGCCCUGCGGCAUGAAUAGCACCCCAAAGGGUGAGCCUGAGAAGAUUCCAGAACACAGCAAGAAGCGUGCCCGGCCCUCACUGCUCCGCCCCGUGUCUGGGCCAGCCAAGAAGAAGAUGAAGCUCCGUGGGACCAAGGACCUGUCGGUCGCGGCCGUGGGCAAGUACGGCACCCUGCAGGAAUUCUCCUUCUUCGACAAGGUGCGCCGCGUCCUGAAGAGCCAGGAGGUCUACGAGAAUUUCCUCCGCUGCAUCGCACUCUUCAACCAGGAGCUGGUGUCUGGCACUGAGCUCCUGCAGCUGGUCAGCCCGUUCCUGGGGAAGUUUCCAGAACUCUUUGCCCAGUUCAAGUCCUUCCUGGGCGUAAAGGAGCUGUCGUUUGCCCCGCCCUUGAGUGACCGGUCCGGGGACGGGAUCAGUCGGGAGAUCGACUACGCGUCCUGCAAGCGCAUCGGGUCCAGCUACCGGGCACUGCCCAAGACCUACCAACAGCCCAAGUGCAGUGGGAGGACGGCCAUAUGUAAAGAGGUGCUGAACGACACCUGGGUCUCCUUCCCCUCCUGGUCGGAGGACUCCACCUUCGUCAGCUCCAAGAAGACGCCCUACGAGGAGCAGCUGCAUCGCUGUGAGGACGAGCGCUUCGAGCUGGACGUCGUCCUGGAGACCAACCUGGCCACCGUCCGCGUGCUGGAGAGCGUGCAGAAGAAGCUGUCGCGCAUGGCCCCCGAGGACCAAGACAAGUUCCGCCUGGAUGACUGCCUGGGGGGCGCCUCCGAGGUCAUCCAGCGGCGUGCUAUCUACCGCAUCUACGGUGACAAGGCCCCUGAGAUCAUCGAGAGCCUCAAGAAGAACCCCGCCACUGCAGUGCCCGUCGUCCUCAAGAGGCUGAAAGCCAAGGAGGAGGAGUGGCGGGAGGCACAGCGCGGCUUCAACAAGGUGUGGCGAGAGCAGUACGAGAAGGCCUACCUCAAGUCCCUCGACCACCAGGCCGUGAACUUCAAGCAGAACGACACCAAAGCCCUGCGCUCCAAGAGCCUGCUCAAUGAGAUCGAGAGCGUCUACGACGAGCACCAGGAGCAGCACUCAGAGGGCCGGAGCGCCCCCGCCAGCGAGCCCCACCUCAUCUUCGUGUAUGAGGACCGGCAGAUCCUGGAGGACGCCGCGGCCCUGGUCAGCUACUAUGUGGCGCGGCAGCCGGCCAUCCAGAAAGAGGACCAGGCCACCAUCCAGCAGCUGCUGCACCAGUUCGUGCCUGGCCUCUUCUUCUCGCAGCCGCUGGAGCCCGGCGCCUCCGAGGAGUCGGCUGACGAGGACCCAGAGGCUGCCCGGGGCCCAGGGGCUGAGCCCGGUGAGCGGAAGCGGCCUGGGGCGCCCGGCGGCCCCCCCGAGGAGAAGGGCCCCCCUGGGGACGGCCCAGCGGCAGGACCGCAGCCGACAGCCCUGGACGAUGUGUACAGCCUCUUCUUUGCCAACAACAACUGGUACUUCUUCCUGCGCCUGCACCAGACGCUGUGUGCCCGGCUGCUCCGGCUCUACCGCCAGGCGCAGAAGCAGCUGCUGGAGUACCGGGCCGAGCAGGAGCGCGAGCAGCUGCUGUGCGAGGGCCGGCGCGAGCGGGGCAGCGACCCUGCCAUGGAGCUGCGGCUGAAGCAGCCUAGUGAGGUGGAGCUGGAAGAGUACUACCCGGCCUUCCUGGACAUGGUGCGGAGCCUGCUGGAGGGCAACAUGGACCCCACGCAAUAUGAGGACACGCUGCGCGAGAUGUUCACCAUCCACGCCUACAUCGGUUUCACCAUGGACAAGCUGGUGCAGAAUAUCGCGCGCCAGCUGCACCAUCUGGUUAGUGAUGACGUGUGUCUGAAGGUAGCGGAGCUCUACCUGAACGAGAAGAAGCGCGGGGCUGCCGGCGGCAACCUCUCCUCACGAUGUGUGCGUGCCGGCCGGGAGACCAGCUACCAGUGGCGGGCAGAGCGGUGCAUGGCCGACGAGAACUGCUUCAAGGUGAUGUUCCUCCAGCGCAAAGGGCAAGUGAUCAUGACCAUCGAGCUGCUGGACACGGAGGAGGCCCAGAUGGAUGACCCCGUGGAGGUGCAGCACCUGUCCAGCUACGUGGAGCAGUAUGUGGGCACAGAGGGCACUGCCAGCUCACCGAGUGAGGGCUUCCUGCUGAAGCCAGUGUUCCUACAGAGGAAUCUUCGGAAGUUCCGGCGAUGGCAGUGCGCGCAGGUGCGGGCCCUGCGGGGUGACGCCAAGGGUUCGUGGAAGCGGCUGGUGGGCGUGGAAAGCGCCUGCAGCGUGGACUGCCGCUUCCGGCUCAGCACCCACAAGAUGCUGUUCAUCGUCAACUCGGAGGACUACAUGUACCGCCGCGGCGCCCUCGGCCGCGCCAAGCAGGUGCAGCCCCUGGUGCUGCUGCGACACCACCAGCACUUCGAGGCGUGGCACGGACGCUGGCUGGAGGAGCACGUGCCGGUGGAGGCAGCCAGCCUGGUGCAGGACUGGCUGAUGGGCGAGGACGACGAAGACCUGGUGCCCUGCAAGACGCUGUGCGAGACUGUGCGCGUGCACGGGCUCCCUGUGACCCGCUACCGCGUGCAGUACAGCCGGCGCCCCGCCUCACCCUGACCGCCUGGGGACACCACCCAGGCCUCUCCACAGCCACUUGCCCCAGCAAGGGGUCCAGACUGUGCCAAACCAGAGGGGGCGCCACCCUGGGGGUGUCGGGUGACUGCCUGAGGGGAGGAGACCCCAGAGCUGCGGGCUGAGCCCAAGGUGGGGUGGGGCAGGGCCUAGUCACACUGAUGCCAAAAGUGGGGCGUGCGGUGGCUCUGACUCCCUGCAGCUGGCCUGCUGGGCCUAGCAGCCGACCUGCUAAAGCUUCUGCUCUGAAUGGGAGACACAGCCGGCCGGCCGAGGUGCAGCCAUCACCCCCUUCCCUACCGUGCACUUACAGUGGAUCUUAUUGAAAGAUGCACCGGAGCACUGGUCUUCCCGGUCUGCCGAGGGCGUGCCGCCCUGGGGCUGAAAGCCAUCUGUGGCAACGCUGCCUGCCCUGCAGCCCCGUCCUGGAAAGCCCUGCCCUGGAGAAAGGGGCUGCUGUUCCCCUGAGGGUGUGGGCCUGAAGGGCUCGUGCCAAGAAUGCCAAGCUGCACUUGCCGCGGGGGCGGGGCCAGUUCCCUGAGUGCCCCACCCUCGUCCACUCUGCUCCCCGUCUCCAGACUCCCACAGCAGAGCUGUGCCAAACGCGGUUCCCGGAAGCAUACUUGUAUUUCUAGAAGCUUCUGGAACUCUGGAGGCCCGAGGGUUCCAAGGUCAGCACAUCCCCACCUGGGGUCUGGUGGCCCCUGUGGCCUGCGUGCAGUAGGCACGUUGUGAGUCCCUCGUUCUCUGGAAGGAGUGUGUCGUCUGGGUUCCUGGACCCAUCCCCUGCCGGCUGGGCUUGCUCUGCCAACUCCACCCUGGGCAGGCGGGAGGGGGUGCCCACCCUGCAUGCUCUGAGGGGCAUUUGCCCCUCCUGGACACCUUCCACCCGGCCUCAUCCUUCCUUUGCAGCUGUUUUGAAUGUACAUUUCCUUUUCUAUUUAUUUGCACAUUAAAGGUAAAAAUUAAAUAUUGCUGUAAAGCCCA